Molecule: messenger RNA, 1589 nt
Organism: Anolis sagrei ordinatus
Lineage: Eukaryota; Metazoa; Chordata; Lepidosauria; Squamata; Anolidae
Gene: KRR1
Product: KRR1 small subunit processome component homolog
Cellular component (GO): small-subunit processome; nucleolus
Molecular function (GO): RNA binding
Source: RefSeq, a predicted model, not a curated record
UUCGGCUCACAGAGCGGCUGUACUUCCGGGUGAAGGGGAGGAAGGUGGGAGCAGCAUGGCUGCGCCCGGGGAGAGUGAGCGAGGGAAGGGGGAGCCCGAAACGAGGAGCCCCAAAGGCAAGAAGGCGAGCAAGGUAGAUGAAUCGGAACUUCUUACUGUUCCUGAUGGAUGGAAAGAGCCAGCCUUUAAACGAGAAGAUAAUCCUAAAGGACUUCUGGAAGAAAGCAGCUUUGCCACUCUCUUCCCAAAAUACAGAGAAGCAUACUUGAAAGAAUGCUGGCCAUUGGUGCAGAAAGCACUGAAUGAACAUCACAUAAAUGCGGCUUUAGAUUUGAUUGAAGGAAGCAUGACUGUCAGCACAACAAAGAAGACCUUUGACCCCUAUAUAAUCAUCAGAGCCAGAGACUUAAUAAAGCUUUUAGCAAGAAGUGUUCCAUUUGAACAGGCUGUGCGCAUCCUUGAAGAUGAUGUAGCUUGUGACAUCAUUAAAAUAGGGACCCUGGUGAGAAACAGAGAACGAUUUAUAAAAAGACGGCAGAGGCUUAUUGGGCCCAAUGGAUCUACUCUCAAGGCUCUUGAACUGCUGACAAACUGUUACAUCUUGGUUCAGGGAAACACGGUUUCAUCUCUUGGACCAUUUAAUGGCUUAAAAGAGGUUAGAAAAGUUGUUCUGGAUACAAUGAAGAAUAUUCAUCCUAUAUAUAACAUCAAAACCCUAAUGAUUAAGAGGGAGUUGUCAAAAGAUCCAGAAUUACAAUCACAGAACUGGGAACGCUUUUUGCCAAAAUUCAAGCACAAGAAUUUGAACAAAAGGAAAGAACCAAAAAAGAAAAGUGUCAAGAAGGAAUAUACUCCCUUCCCACCUCCACAACCAGAGAGUCAGGUUGAUAAAGAAUUGGCAAGUGGUGAAUUUUUCUUGAAAGAAAGUCAAAAGAAGCGUAAGAGAGUAGAAGAGAUAAAGGCAAAACAAGCAGCGGCAAUCAGCAAGAGACAAGAGGAGAGGAACAAAGCUUUUAUACCCCCUAAAGAAAAACCAGCUGUAAAACAGAAGAAAGCUCCUUCGGAAACAAAAAUUGAUAUUGAAGCAAUUAAAGAAAAGGUUAAAAAGGCGAAAAAGAAGAAGCUGGGAGCACUUCCUGUGGAAGAAGUUACGUUAAAAAUUGCAGCAGAUGAAAAGAAAAAGAAACUGCCUUUAAAGCUUGGUUCCAAGAGGAAGUCAGCAAACUAGAUUCCUAUCUUUACGUUGCUGCAUUGACAGCAGAUGUUGAAAAGCAUGAACAUUUAACAUUAUGUGAUGUUUAAAAAAACAGCAAUUUCAAUGUUUGUACAGUCAAACCAUCAGCUUCUUAUGUUGCACUCUGAACAAUACCAGUAAUAUUUGCAAAUUUACAAUACUCACUUGAACAAGCUGGUGGCUAAAUACAUUUACCAGUAUAUGGAUAUUUCUAGCAUGCACAGAGCUUUCACUGAGGAUGAUGUACAGGAUGUGAAUAUUGUCAAUACAUAUUUUGUACUAUUGUAAUAAAGUGGUCCAGUAAUAAACUGCAGGAAGUUCUUUGUAGAAAAAAAUAAAUAUUUUCCUAAUCCAA